CUGAGGUCGGUGGAGCAUUCAGGGUUCCGGCUCUCAGUGAUUGGGUAGAAGGCUUGUAUAGGGAGCCGCACAGUCGGCUUCUAGUGACCGGGACGAGGCUGCCGGACUCAGAAUAGGGGUUAUUAGGAGACAGGAAGAUGCCGGAUGUACAGAAGCCAUACUGGAACCUCUGGUCUGUUAUACAGGAGACAAGAUGGCGCCAGGUUCCUACAAUAUAGGAUCCGCUCAGUGGAGAUCUUCUAUAUAAGAUUCUUCUCCUGAUUGACCCGUCAAGGAUGGAUAAGGACAGAGACAAGAUGGUGGAGAGUAUAAUAAAUCUUACCCUACAGAUCCUCUUCCGGCUUACUGGAGAGGACUACACAGUAGUGAAGAAGACCUCUAGUGAGCGCUGUCAGGUCCCUGUCUCUGAAGGAUUGGGAAAAACCCUGAGCCCAAUCAUGGGGCCUCCACCUCAUCCCCAGAUACAUGAGGAAAUCAAUAGAGAGAAGAUCCUAGAACUCACCAACAAGAUGAUUGAGCUGCUGACUGGAGAGGUUCCUAUAAGGUGUCAGGAUGUCACUGUCUAUUUCUCCAUGGAGGAGUGGGAGUAUUUAGAAGGACACAAAGAUCUGUACAAGGACGUCAUGAUGGAGGAUCACUGGCCUCUCACAUCACCAGGUAAUAGACCUGACUAAAUACACACGUCCUCCCAUUAUUUGUAUGUAAGCAAUGAAUUCCGUCACUGGACGUGUUUCCUACAGUUAAGGAAGAGACAAGAACACCAGAGAGAUGUCCCAUUCCUCUUCUU
This is a messenger RNA of Bufo bufo (common toad), 787 nucleotides long. Its product is annotated as gastrula zinc finger protein XlCGF66.1-like. Bases 276 to 674 code for a protein of 132 amino acids. The record is from RefSeq and is a predicted model, not a curated record. Gene Ontology annotation, biological process: regulation of DNA-templated transcription. The transcript has 4 exons. Lineage: Eukaryota; Metazoa; Chordata; Amphibia; Anura; Bufonidae.